Molecule: messenger RNA, 1160 nt
Organism: Drosophila kikkawai
Lineage: Eukaryota; Metazoa; Arthropoda; Insecta; Diptera; Drosophilidae
Gene: sqh
Product: Myosin regulatory light chain sqh
Biological process (GO): locomotion; post-embryonic development
Cellular component (GO): cytoplasm; myosin II complex
Molecular function (GO): calcium ion binding; myosin heavy chain binding
Source: RefSeq, a predicted model, not a curated record
UAUACUGUAUUUUGAUAUAUAUCGACAACCCUGUUCGAACAAAAGUUAGAAAAGACAAAAGUGCAGCCGAGUUUUUAGUAGUUGCCGACGAAACCCUAAAAGUAUUAACAAUUCCACAUUCGCCAGCUGUCCACGCCACACACACACAUACCACACAUCACCCAACUGCACAGGCUCCACACAGCUCAUCCAACGGCUCCGCAGUUCCACAGCUCAAUAGCUCCUCUCCACUAGCACUCUCCACCAAUUGCCACCAUGUCAUCCCGCAAGACCGCCGGACGCCGUGCCACCACCAAGAAGCGUGCCCAGCGCGCCACCUCCAAUGUGUUCGCCAUGUUCGACCAGGCGCAGAUCGCCGAGUUCAAGGAGGCCUUCAAUAUGAUCGACCAGAACCGAGAUGGUUUCGUUGAGAAGGAGGAUCUGCACGACAUGCUGGCCUCGCUGGGCAAGAACCCCACCGAUGACUACCUCGAUGGAAUGAUGAACGAGGCACCGGGCCCCAUCAACUUCACCAUGUUCCUGACGCUCUUCGGCGAGCGUCUGCAGGGCACCGAUCCCGAGGAUGUGAUCAAGAAUGCCUUUGGUUGCUUUGACGAGGAGAACAUGGGCGUGCUGCCCGAGGAUCGGUUAAGGGAGCUCCUGACCACCAUGGGUGAUCGAUUCACAGACGAGGAUGUGGACGAGAUGUACCGUGAGGCGCCCAUCAAGAACGGCCUCUUCGACUAUCUAGAGUUCACGCGCAUCCUCAAGCACGGCGCCAAGGACAAGGAUGAGCAGUAAAUUCCACCGUUCAUCCAGCCAGCAGCAGCUGUUGCCUUUCAAAACCAGCCGCCGCCGCGCCGCCUGUCUUAUCAAUCCAUCAUGAGUUUUUUUGUUUUUGAUAAUUUAAUAUGUAUUUUUUUUUACUCGGCCACCGUGCGCCUAUUCUCUAUCCUUUGAUUCCUGUACUUACCUGUGCAUUUAAAUUAAAACAGAAUGUAGUGAACACAAGCUAAUGUUAUGUACGAUAUUAUGUGGUGUGUGUGGAGGAGCGCCGCCUGAUAACACGAUUUCCCGAACCCCUUUCAUAAGUAUUAACUCAUUGAAUAUACAUAUAUAUAUUACCUAUAUACAAAUACAUACUUAUACAAGAAUGUGGCAAUAAAAGUUCGUUUUUCUUA